AUGGAGCUUGAAGGUUUCAAUGAAAGCCAUUUGGACACCCCAAAGGCCCUUUUCCAUGCUGCAAGAUCUGGCGUGACAGAUCGUUCUUGGGUCACAGUACCUCUUCAAAUACACUCCCUAGAAUUUGAUAAUGGCUUGCUUGUUGCGUGCAUCGCCAUCUGUUUGGUCAUUUGCUUGAUCAAUCGGGCUGUGAUGCAGAAGAAAUUCAACUCAAUAUCACAGCAACAGUCGUCGAAUAAGCAGCCGCCAAAACUUCCACAAUGGAUACCCGUCAUCGGAAUUGUGCCGUUGAUGAUCUCAUAUUUGUUCAGUAACCCGAUGAACGUCAUCAUGAGCUCAAGCAUAUUUUGGAUGCCGGAUCCAAUCCGCCUAUCUAUUUUUUCAAAAGACGUAUAUAUCGUCCAAGGAGCCGAGAAUAUCAUCAAUGUGUUCCGUAACUCCUGGACGUCCACAUCAACAUUGAUCCAUAAAUUUAGUCUUCGAAAUGCGUUUGGAAUGUCAGAAAAAGCGCUGGAAAUCUAUGACAAGGACGAUUCAGGGGGUAGCCUCCGGCCGUAUCCCGGAAGCACGGUAGAGGCCAGAAACCGGGUGGACUUCAAAACCUAUCAGAAUAUUGCCCGAUUUCUCGCAGGUAGCGGCUUCGCACCGUUCUGGCGACGAUAUCACACCGAUGUGACAAGGCGUCUCAAAGGUCAUACGCUCGGCUCGGAGUGGGAGCAUUGGCCGGACUUUCUGGGGUUCUUUGAGGCAGAAAUCUCAUCUGCCACUGUGAAUGCUCUCUGUGGUAGGUAUCUCUUGAAACGCAGUCCGAAUUUCCUGAAAGAUUUCUGGAAAAUGGAUCGUGAGGCCGGAGUGCUUUUCAAGGGCACCCCGAGGAUCUUCGCAACGAAGGUUUACGCAACGCGAGACCGGCUGCUUGCCGCCAUCAAAGACUGGCAAGCAUUCGCAAGACAAAACUUUCACCCAUCCACAAUCGAGCCAAGCGGAGAUGACCCUUUUUGGGGUAGCAGCUUUUUCAGGGAUCGGCAAGGCGUCUUCAUGGACAUGGAUGGUAUGAAUUAUGAUGCAGUUGCAUCUGAAGACUUUGGAGCUAUCUGGGCAUCCGUACGAAAUGCCAUUGUGGCAGCGUUUUGGACGACGUUAGAAAUAUUCCAAGACCCUACCCUUCUUGCCAAAGUAAGGGAGGAGCUCAAGAUGUGCAGAAAUGACGAUCCCGACACCCUUUUUGACAUCGACCGUCUACUGCAGUCGCCCCUUAUGCAGUCGAUUUACGCAGAAGUAUUGAGACUGCGCGUGCAUGUUUUCAUCGUGCGCGCACCUAAAAAAUACAAUCUGAAAAUUCGAGACUGGUUCAUACCGAUUGGGAAGACACUCAUCAUGAGCUCGACUCCUGCGCAUAUGGACAAGGACGUCUGGAAUACGGGCGCAAGCGAUGAACAUGGCCUCGAUACAUUCUGGGCCGAAAGGUUCAUGAAAAUACCAGGCGAUGGGUGUAGUGGGCCUAGAAAGCAUAAAAUGCGGGCCAAAUCGCCGUCAACCUCAGUUCACGAACCGCAUACGACAUCCCAAGCCACAUUUGUCCCUGAGGAUGUUGAGGGGUCGUGGAUCCCUUACGGUGGAGGUCCCCGCAUGUGCCCGGGUCGGCAUUUCGCGAAACGUGAGAUCAUAUUAACGGCAGCAAUGAUGGUCACAUUAUUUGAUUGUGAGGUCCUGACAGCCGUUCGGUCGUUGAAAAUGGAUAUGAAGGGAUACGGCCUGGGGACCCUCAAUGCGGACGCCAAAGUUCCGGUGCGAAUCAAGCGUAGAAACCUUGAUCAGGAUUGA
Molecule: messenger RNA, 1824 nt
Organism: Aspergillus affinis
Lineage: Eukaryota; Fungi; Ascomycota; Eurotiomycetes; Eurotiales; Aspergillaceae
Product: cytochrome P450
Exons: 3
Coding region: 1-1824 (607 amino acids)
Molecular function (GO): oxidoreductase activity, acting on paired donors, with incorporation or reduction of molecular oxygen; heme binding; iron ion binding
Source: RefSeq, a predicted model, not a curated record